UGACGUAGCUGCGCAGUACGGCAUUGAGACGUUAUCUUCUAAAUGCGAUAAUUCCUUGAGUCACUAGCUUGCGGGCGGGGUUGCCAGCUGAGUUCUGUAGAUAAGGAUGCCAGACGCCAAAAAGCGAACAGUCACAUAUCACUGCAAAUACACCAAUUAUUAUUGUUGUUGUUGUUUUUAUUGUGGGUUGAACAACAAAUGUGUUAAAAUCUUUGCAGCCUUUAAAUGGCAAAUGGCAAGCAAAUGCAAUUGAAAUUGCCAACGAGCUGUUUAGAAACGUUAAGCCAUAGCGGUAGUUAAUAGCGGCAGCAGCGCCGCCUCUCCAAAAAAAGCGUAACAAAGUUACGUGAACAACAACGUAUUUUUUUUUGGUAAGGAGACACCCAUUAAAAAAUUUUGUAUAUAUCGUCGUGUGUGUUGAUAUGACAGCAAAUGCAAAAACAAAAACAAGGCAGCUGCAAUGAAUGUGAAGAAACGGCCACGUCUGGAGCUGGCGACAGCGACUGCGGCAGCGGCGGCAGCGAUAGCGACAGACAGAGACAGAGACAGCGGUGCAUAUGGAAACGGAAACGGGUAUGUCAACGGCAACGGCAACGGUAAUGGAAACGGAAACGGUAAUGGAAGCCUUGGUAGCAUUGGCAGCAUUGGCAGCACCACAAACGGUUUGUUUUUAACCAGCAGCCUGGACAUAAAUAGCGGUGCUCAAAUCUAUUUAACCAUCUGUGCGGAUGAUGACAACUCGAAUGAAUCUCAAGAGUUUUAUGCCAUUGAGAGCAUUAAACAGGAGCCAGACUUGGAUGCACUGCAUCAGGCGCUGUUGCCCACAAAUCUGCAGCUGCCAACCGGUUGUGAAAUCUAUUUAGUUAAGGACAACCCAACAACAACAACGACAAUUAGUGAACAAUUGCUGCAGCCUCACACAACAACAACAACAACAACACAAUCAGUGGCUGCCAUUAAAUUGGAGCCGGAUUCCAUUUGUCCAUCCAGAAAUGUAUUGUAUUUAAAUACUAAUGCAAGCACACAUAAUCUUAUAAUUGCUGGCAAGGAUUCGGUGAGCAGCAGCAACAGCAACACCCUUCCAGUUGCUCCCGUUUCUGCUCCCAUUUCUGCUCCUAUUUCUGCUCCUAUUUCUGCUCCUGUUUCACACUACAAUAUCAAAUUGGAUGCUUACAAAAAGCGCGAUGAUAAACGACGUGCGACACACAACGAAGUGGAACGACGUCGUCGCGACAAGAUCAACUGUUGGAUCUUCAAGCUCAAGGAAAUGCUGCCCACUGAAGGUAAUCGCUACAAGCCUACGACCAAUUCCGAUCCCAAUCCCAAUCCCAAUCCCGAUCCCGAUCCUGUAGACAGCAGCAGCAGCAGCAACAAGACAACAACAACAUCGACUACAACGACUGCAACAAACAUGAAGAGCAAUCAACAGAAUGGACGCACUCCUCCCAACGACUCCAAAUCCCAAAUACUGAUCAAGGCCUGUGACUACAUCAAGAGCAUGCAGAAUGAGAUCGACAACCUGCGUGACUGUCUGCGGGAGGCGGAGAGUCUGCGUUUGAGCAAUCAGGCAUUGCGUGAUGAGCUGGAUAAUCUGAAGCAACAACAGGAGCUGCAGGAGCGUUUUAAUACCGCUGGCGGAUCAUUCAAUGUAACGCUCAAUUCCCUGAACAGCUCAGCUACUAGUGACCUCUUCGAUAACAUCGAUACGGCACCAAAUCUUUCAACGGUCUCAUCGAUUAAUUUCACUAAACGGGGCCUCAUGAUCGCCGACUACGAUGAGUGAAAAGAAUUGUCCCCAAUUUCUCAACCAAAGAACGUAAUGAUUGAAAGCAUAACAACUACAACAACAACAAAUACAAAAAUAUGGUCAAUAUAUUAACAUUUAUGUGCCACAAUAUGGAAUGCGGUCAGCUUUGGUUUGAUCCGAAGAGUUCUUAUUAUUGUUAUCGUUAUCGUUAUCGCCGAUAUAUUGAUUUAAUUUGUUAAAUUGUUGCCAUCCCUAAAUCAAAUGUCUUCAACGAUAUAGUAUAUAUACAUAAACAACAUACAUACCUACAUACAUAUUUACAUAUACAUAUUUAAGCAUACCCAAAAUACCUAAACAAUACCAAAAAAAAAAAACAAAAAAGCAAAAAAAUAAGAAAAUAUUUCAUAUUUUGAGCAUAUUGUGCUUGUUUUUCGAUUUUAUUGUAAUGUUACUCGCACUAAUUAAAUAAUGUAAAGUAUUUGUAAUAUCUUAAAACAACAAUUAUCUAUAACAACAUAUACAAUUAUAUAUAUUAUAUAUAUACAUAUUAUAUUAUUAUAAAAUAUACAAAAAGCGGUUAACAAAGUCUACACACACAAUUUGUAAUAGUAUGGCCAGCAAAAUUCUUCUCCAAUUGUUCGCGUUAUACAUUGGAGAUUAUUUUGCAGCCCUAUCGGAAAAAUAAGACAGAGACAGAGAGACAUAACCGCAAUCAGGCCAAUCAUAUGCAGACGAGAGAGUAUGUGUCUUGAAGAGAGGGAAAGAGAGAGACUAGUCAUCGUGAAAUUAUUAACAAGUUGAAAUACUCAUUAAUGACAGCCUCUUUUUUGAUUGCUUAUUUUUUCAAUGAGGCUGCAAAGAGUGGGGUUAAAUAAAUAAAAAAGCGAGGUAGAGUUGAAUAAGUCACUUUCUUAAUAAUUUCACCAUGACCCAGUGUAAAAGAAAAAAAAGAGAGAAAGUAUAUUGUGUGCGUCUAUCGAUCUUCAAUACACAUGCAUUUUUCUCUUGCAUUGAUGUGUACAGAUAACGAUAUUGUUAAAGAGAAUUGUAAAAAUUUUGAACAUAUAUUGUUGUGAAUCGUUAGAAAAUUGUUUUUGGUAUAGCGUUGAUCAAAGAAAGUGCAAUUCGUGUUACUUGUUGCUAUCUACAUAUAUACCAGUUAAUAAUUCUAUUAAAUUCAAUAAAAAAACAAAACAAAAU
Messenger RNA from Drosophila innubila, 2947 nucleotides. RefSeq lists its product as uncharacterized. Bases 461 to 1783 code for a protein of 440 amino acids. Gene Ontology annotation, biological process: regulation of transcription by RNA polymerase II. The transcript has 2 exons. The record is from RefSeq and is a predicted model, not a curated record. Gene Ontology annotation, molecular function: protein dimerization activity; RNA polymerase II cis-regulatory region sequence-specific DNA binding; DNA-binding transcription factor activity, RNA polymerase II-specific. Lineage: Eukaryota; Metazoa; Arthropoda; Insecta; Diptera; Drosophilidae.